Messenger RNA from Microthlaspi erraticum, 2040 nucleotides. Lineage: Eukaryota; Viridiplantae; Streptophyta; Magnoliopsida; Brassicales; Brassicaceae. The record is from the annotation of a GenBank genome assembly.
AUGGAGAAGAAGAAGUAUCCGAUUGGGCCAGAGCAUUACACCAUUUACGAAGUGAUUGGGCAAGGUGUUAGUGCUUUAGUGCAUCGUGCUAUGUGCAUUCCGUUCGAUGAAGUCGUCGCUAUUAAGAUUCUCGAUUUCGAACGAGAUAACUGCGAUCUGAACAACAUAUCUCGUGAAGCGCAGACGAUGAUGCUUGUUGACCAUCCCAACGUGUUGAAAUCACACUGCUCCUUUGUUAGUGACCACAAUUUGUGGGUCGUCAUGCCAUACAUGUCUGGUGGCUCUUGCCUUCACAUACUAAAAGCUGCAUAUCCUGAUGGUUUUGAGGAAACCAUUAUAGCGACAAUACUGCGUGAAGCGUUGAAAGGCUUAGACUAUCUCCAUCAGCAUGGCCACAUACAUCGGGAUGUCAAAGCGGGAAAUAUUCUGCUCGGUGCACGAGGUGCGAUAAAGUUGGGAGAUUUUGGUGUAUCUGCAUGUCUCUUUGAUUCAGGUGAUAGGCAAAGGACAAGGAACACAUUUGUUGGAACACCUUGCUGGAUGGCACCUGAAGUUAUGGAGCAGUUACAUGGCUAUGACUUCAAGGCUGAUAUUUGGUCGUUUGGUAUAACUGGGCUAGAGCUUGCACAUGGUCAUGCUCCUUUCUCUAAAUAUCCACCAAUGAAGGUUCUGCUUAUGACCUUGCAAAAUGCACCACCAGGGCUGGACUACGAAAGAGAUAGGAAGUUUUCCAGGUCUUUCAAGCAGAUGAUCGCCAGUUGUCUAGUUAAAGACCCUACCAAACGCCCGUCUGCGAAAAAGCUGCUAAAGCAUUCCUUUUUCAAGCAAGCAAGGUCAAGCGACUACAUUGCACGGAAACUUCUGGAUGGAUUACCAGAUCUUGUUAAUCGUGUUCAGGCAAUAAAGAAAAAGGAAGAAGACAUGCUUGCACAAGAGAAAAUGGCGGAUAUAGAGAAAGAGGAAUUGUCGCAGAAUGAAUAUAAGAGAGGCAUCAGCGGGUGGAAUUUCAAUCUCGAUGAUAUGAAAGCUCAGGCUUCACUGAUCCAGGACAUAGACUGUGGCUUAUCGGAGAGCAGUUUAUCGGGAAGUACAACUUCGUUGCAGGCUCUAGAUUCACAAGACACGCAGUCGGAGACUCAGGAGGAUGUUGGUCAACUGACAAAUAAGUAUCUCCAACCCCUAAUUCACCGAACUCUAAGUAUUGCGAGGGAUAAAUCUGAUGAUGAUUCAAGUCUUGCCAGCCCCAGUUAUGAUAACUAUCUCUAUUCCUCUCCCCGUCAUGAGGAUCUAUCUUCACAUUAUCCACACGCUGCUAGUACGCAUGCAAUCAAUGGGAAAUCAAUGGAUUCCACAUCAGUCUCAACAAACCAACCAGCAGAGAGUCUAUCAGAUAGAAAUGUUGCUCCUCAUAAAGGAGAGAGUGAUAAAACCCAAGAUCAGCUUCGAAAUGGGUCAGCCUGCAAUGGGGCACAUCCUACAGUGGGAGGAGAUGAAGCACCAACAGAGCUGGUUGUUAAACCACCCAAAGCUGCAGCCAACCACGAUGAAACUGAGGACAAAUCAAAGCCGCCAGUAGUGCAGCAAAGAGGGCGUUUCAAAGUAACUUCUGAAAACCUUGACAUCGACAAGGUGGUGGUUCCAUCUCCAAUGCUGCAAAAGAGUCACAGCAUGCAGGUGCUCUCCCAACAUUCUGCUACUUCUCUACCUCCCACUGCUUUAGGAUCAGAUGUCACAUUUCCAAAUCUAACCAGCUCAUACGUCUACCCAUUGGUUUAUCCAGUUCUGCAAACUAACAUUUUGGAAAGAGAUAACAUUCUGCAUAUGAUGAAAGUACUCACCAACCGAGAGUUGGCAGACGGACGUGCACUUGAGCAAGGAAGCGUACACCAAUCUACUGCAGCUCCUACUGAGAAAUCCAUGCUUGAAGCAGCACACGAACGAGAGAAAGAAUUGCUCCACGACAUAACCGAUCUGCAAUGGAGGCUCAUUUGUGCAGAAGAAGAGCUUCAGAAAUACAAAACUGAUCACGCCCAAGUUUGA